ACGGUCAAGUGUAAUUUCAAUCAAUUCUUAGCCAGUGGAUAUUUUCAUCUUUAAUAUAUAAUAAUAUUAUCUAAAUAAUAUCGUAAUCAUGAUAAUCAUCUUUGAGUAAGUAUUAAUUGAAAGGAAUAAGCUGAAAGGCUUAAAGUGAACAAGGAAAAAAAAAUCCUCCUCCAUUGGGCCUACAUUUUGAUCACCAUAAAGAGUAAAUUAUAUUCUCGUGGUUAACUUGAUUACUGUGAUUAUUAUGAUUAUUGUGUUAUCAUUUUUAUCUUCUUCUCAUCUCAAGGCCAAAAGAUACAAGAAUUACAAGUAUCACAAGUAUUAAGGAGAAAGAUGAUCAAAGAGACAUGAUUGUUAUUUACCUAAACAUUUGAAGGAUGGAAUAUGUGUUAUCAUCACCAUCACCAUACGAAGGAAUAUAAUAGGAAAUGUGUCAGGAAAUCAAAAAAAAAGGAGAAAGUGACUCAAACUAAAGAGGAAAAGAUGAUGAAGACGAAGAAAAAUUAAGUUAAAUCUAACUAUCACAAUUUGAGUCGAUGCAACUUCGGAACCCAUGAACAAAAUAAUGGAAAUUCAGUUGAACUUCAACAUGAUAUUUAUAUAUUUAUACAGCGAAGUACAGUUCGUAGCUGCUAAAUCUACAAGAGAAACAACAAAAACAACAAUAAUAUAAAAUUAAUCAACAACAACAUUAUCAUCAUCAUCAUCAUCAAUGGGAUAUUGUGAUAAUUAUACUUACCUUUUACCAGCGGAAUAUAUUGAAAAUUUGUUCCCUUCCAACUAUAGUAAUCAAACUGUUGACAGCGAUUUUGAACAUUCACAAUUAGCAACUUUGUACAUUUACUUUUGUCCAAUUUUAAUUGUUGCCUGUUUCUCAUCAAUCCUACUCAAUGGUGUCCUGAUUAAGGUUCGUGGAAGUCGCUACAUCAAUGGGUCACCCAUUUUGACUUUAUCACUAAAUUUAGCGGCGACCGAUGCAAUCGCCUCCUUUAUAACGGUACUGGUCAUCAUUUUUUCCUCUUAUCUUCCGGUUGUCCAGGGAAUCCAAUUAAACCGAUGUAUUCUGUUGACCAUUGAAGUUAUCAGAUUAACCUCAUUAUUUGCCUCGGUUCUUCAUCUAUUAGCAUUAACAUGGCUCCACUAUCAAGGAACAGUUAAUCCAAUUCAUCACAGGUUAACCAGCUUAUAUCAAAGAUCAGAAAACAUUAAAUAUGUCACAUUAACUUGUUGGUUGAUUCCCUUCAUCAUUUUCAUCUUCAUAUUUUCAUCAACAUCAUGUCAAGGUUACCGAUCACAGGAUUGCGAUUUCACCUUCCUAUUGGGUUGGCAUUUUCGUUCAACAAUCCUGCUACUUUUUGGAACUCCCUGGUUGCUCAUGAUAGUUGCCUAUCUUCAUAUAUUCUGGACUCUUGAAAUGGCUCAGAAAUUAACCUGUUCCCUUAAUAAUAAUAACAGUAAACAGAUAAAUAACAAUAGUAAUAACUUAAAUGUUAAUAACAGCAACAACAACAAUACCCUUGUUAAUAAUAAUCCCAUUAAUAUAACUAACAAUACUAAUUUAACUCGUCGGAUUGAUAAAUCAUACCGAAAAGCCAUAACAACCUCACUAAUCAUUAUAAUUACUUAUUUAAUUGGUUGGAUGCCAGCAAUCAUUUGGUAUGCAAUUUCUUGUAUUGAUGGUUGUCCAUAUCCACUUUACAGUCAAACCUCAUCCACUCGUGCCUACCUUGGUUUCAUUACAACCGGAUCAGUUGUAGCCAAGCCAAUUGUUGACCCAUUAAUUUAUUCUUACCGUUAUCGUGAGGUGAGAAUGGCCAUUCAAGAGCUUUUCUGUCCAAAUUAUCGUUUCUCUCAUAAUAUUAACAAUUCCAAUAUAACGGAUAACAACAAUACCCUUAACUCAUUUACUCACCGAUUCCAAAGGAAUACAGAUGAAACCGAAAUGGUUACGACAACAUCAUGACUAGUAAGAAGUAAAAUUGACCAACUACCAGCAGAAUUGAACAGAAUUGACCAUUUGUAACGGACUCAGGACCAUUUGACUCUCUUGUACUAAGAUAUCAAAUUUUACGUUUUAAUUAUUAAUCUUUUAUUCCAAUGGAAGAAAAAAAAAUGUAAUUAUUAAUCAACUACGCACAAUAUCAUUAAAUCGUUAAUCCAAUUGAUCAAACCCUUACUAACGGAUAAUUAACUCUUGACCUUACAUGGAUAUGCUAUCUCAUUGUAUUAAUAUUAAUACACGAGAAAAAAAAAUCUUGUAUGCAAAUUUGUCACAAUAACAUUAAUAUGGAUGAAAAUGAACAAUCAAGAGUCAUUAUCGUUAUUAAUAUUAUUGAUUAGCUAUUAUUCAAUUGGCUUGGAAUCCUGAUUAAUAGUGAUAAUGAUAAUUAAAGUAACAAUUACAAUAUAAAGAAAAGGAUGAAGAUGAAGAUUCAAAGGGAAUUACAAUUCAUUAUAAUAGACAAUCAAUAAACUAAUAUUUUCAUCUUUUA
Messenger RNA from Panonychus citri (citrus red mite), 2492 nucleotides. Its product is annotated as octopamine receptor beta-2R-like. Gene Ontology annotation, cellular component: membrane. The record is from RefSeq and is a predicted model, not a curated record. Lineage: Eukaryota; Metazoa; Arthropoda; Arachnida; Trombidiformes; Tetranychidae. Gene Ontology annotation, molecular function: G protein-coupled receptor activity. Bases 713 to 1963 code for a protein of 416 amino acids. The transcript has 6 exons. Gene Ontology annotation, biological process: G protein-coupled receptor signaling pathway.